AUGCCCGCCGCAAAACAGGAGGAAAAAGGUGAAUCAUCGACAGCUGCCUACAAGGCGCUCACCAAUAGCAAUUCUACUUAUGAGCUUCCAUGGGUAGAAAAGUACCGCCCCAUAUUUCUGGACGACAUUGUCGGCAACACAGAGACGGUCGAACGGCUAAAGAUCAUUGCACGGGAUGGCAACAUGCCCCAUCUGAUCAUCUCGGGCAUGCCCGGUAUCGGCAAGACGACGAGUGUUCUGUGCCUGGCGAGGCAGUUACUUGGGGACUCAUAUAAGGAAGCUGUGCUCGAAUUGAAUGCUAGCGACGAGAGAGGUAUCGAAGUCGUCCGGCAACGAAUCAAGGGCUUCGCCCAGAAAAAAGUUACGCUUCCCCCAGGGCGGCACAAGAUUGUGAUUCUCGACGAAGCAGACAGCAUGACGUCGGGCGCACAGCAAGCCCUCCGGCGGACGAUGGAAAUCUACUCCAACACGACACGCUUCGCCUUUGCGUGCAACCAGUCCAACAAGAUCAUCGAGCCGCUCCAGUCACGGUGCGCCAUUUUGCGGUACGCCAAGCUGACCGACACACAGGUAGUCAAGCGGCUCCUGCAGAUCAUAGAGGCAGAAAAGGUCGAGUACAGCGACGACGGCUUGGCCGCGCUCGUGUUCAGUGCCGAGGGCGAUAUGCGCCAGGCCAUCAACAACCUGCAAUCGACAUACGCUGGUUUCGGCUUCGUCUCGGGGGACAAUGUCUUCAAAGUGGUAGACUCGCCGCACCCGAUCAAGGUGCAGGCCAUGCUCAAGGCUUGCUACGAGGGCAACGUCGACUCGGCGCUCGACACGCUAAGGGAGUUGUGGGACCUGGGGUACUCCAGCCACGAUAUUAUCACCACCAUGUUCAGGGUGACCAAGACGAUUCCGACCUUGAGUGAGCACUCCAAGCUGGAGUUCAUUAAGGAGAUUGGGUUCACACAUAUGAAGAUUCUGGAGGGAGUGCAGACAUUGCUACAGCUGAGCGGGUGUGUGGUUCGGUUGUGCAAGCUGAAUAUGGACCCUAAGAAGUUUGAGCUGCCGAAAAAGUGA
Molecule: messenger RNA, 1062 nt
Organism: Canariomyces notabilis
Lineage: Eukaryota; Fungi; Ascomycota; Sordariomycetes; Sordariales; Chaetomiaceae
Product: P-loop containing nucleoside triphosphate hydrolase protein
Exons: 3
Coding region: 1-1062 (353 amino acids)
Biological process (GO): DNA repair; DNA-templated DNA replication
Cellular component (GO): nucleus; Elg1 RFC-like complex; Ctf18 RFC-like complex
Molecular function (GO): DNA binding; ATP binding; ATP hydrolysis activity
Source: RefSeq, a predicted model, not a curated record